GAUUGGCUGCGGACUCGCGCAUGCUCCGAGGCCCGCGGCCCGACUUCCGCCGCGCCCUCCCCUCGGCCUACUCUCAACGGUCUCCAAGCCGGUUCGAAAGAUGCCGGCGGUAGUGACUGGCUGCGGCGGACCCGCCCCUUCGGGCUCUCCGCCCCCGCCGCCGUCGCGGCCGCCAUUACGGAGCUCCCAGUGGUUGACUCUUCACACUGAAGCCAUUAGGAAAAACCCUUGUGAUUAACAGCAGAGGCUUCAGAGUGUCACCAGUAUUCAGGCCUAAAAAUUAUUUUAAAUGGCGACUGAUAUGUCUCAAGGUGAACUCGUCCAUCCUAAGGCACUCCCACUUAUAGUAGGAGCUCAGCUGAUCCACCCGGACAAGUUAGGUGAGAAGGCAGAGGAUAGCACCAUGCCGAUACGUCGAACUGUGAAUUCCACCCGAGAAACUCCACCCAAAAGCAAGCUUGCUGAAGGGGAGGAAGAAAAGCCAGAACCGGAUGGAAGUUCCGAGGAGUCCAUUUCUACUGUAGAAGAACAGGGGAAUGAAACCCCGCCUGCUCCAUCAAGUGAGGCGGAGCAGCCCAAGGGGGAGCCCGAGAGUGGAGAGAAGGAAGAGAACAAGUCUUCUGAGGAGACCAAGAAGGAUGAGAAAGAUCAGUCUAAAGAAAAGGAAAAGAAGGUGAAAAAAACAAUACCUUCCUGGGCUACUCUUUCUGCCAGUCAGCUAGCCCGGGCCCAGAAACAAACACCAAUGGCUUCUUCCCCACGACCCAAGAUGGAUGCAAUCCUAACUGAGGCCAUUAAGGCAUGCUUCCAGAAGAGUGGCGCAUCAGUGGUUGCUAUUCGAAAGUACAUCAUCCAUAAGUACCCUUCUCUGGAUCUGGAGAGAAGGGGCUAUCUCCUUAAGCAAGCUCUGAAAAGGGAGUUAAGCAGAGGAGUCAUCAAACAGGUCAAAGGAAAAGGUGCAUCUGGCAGUUUUGUUGUGGUUCAGAAAUCAAGAAAAACACCUCAGAAAUCCAGAAACAGAAAGAAGGGCUCAGCGGUGGAUCCAGAACCACAAGUAAAACUGGAAGAUAUUCUCCCAUUGGCCUUUACUCGACUUUGUGAACCUAAAGAAGCAUCCUACAGUCUCAUCAGGAAAUACGUGUCUCAGUAUUACCCUAAGCUUAGAGUGGAUAUCAGGCCUCAGUUGUUGAAGAACGCUCUGCAGAGAGCAGUGGAGAGAGGCCAGUUAGAGCAGAUAACUGGCAAAGGGGCUUCGGGGACAUUCCAGCUGAAGAAAUCAGGGGAGAAACCCCUGCUUGGUGGAAGCCUGAUGGAAUAUGCAAUCUUGUCUGCCAUUGCUGCCAUGAAUGAACCGAAGACCUGUUCCACCACUGCUCUGAAGAAGUACGUCCUGGAGAACCACCCAGGGACCAAUUCUAACUAUCAAAUGCAUUUGCUGAAAAAAACUCUGCAGAAAUGUGAGAAGAAUGGGUGGAUGGAGCAGAUCUCCGGGAAGGGGUUCAGUGGGACUUUCCAGCUGUGCUUCCCGUAUUACCCCAGCCCAGGAGUUCUAUUUCCAAAGAAAGAGCCAGAUGGUUCUAAGGAUGAGGAUGAAGAUGAAGAUGAGGAUGAGGAUGAGGAUGAGGAUGAAUCAUCAGAGGACUCUGAGGAUGAAGAACCACCACCCAAGAGAAGCUUACAGAAGAAAACUCCAGCCAAGUCCCAAGGGAAGGCUGCAUCCAUGAAGCAGAGAGGGUCCAAGCCUGUGCGUAAAGUCCCUGCUGCCCAGAGAGGGAAAGUGAGGCCGCUGCCCAAGAAAGCCCCCCCCAAGGCCAAGACCCCUGCCAAGAAAGCCAGGCCCUCACCCUCACUCAUCAAGAAGUCGAGCGGGAGCUCCUCAAAAAAGCCCACAGCCAGUGCCAGAAAGGAGAUGAAACUGCCUGAUAAGGGCAGAUCUACCAUGAAAAGAUCUUUCAAGGCAAAAAAGUAAAUUUUAUAGGAAAAAAAGGGUAUCAUGAUAGAAUUCAAAAUCUUAUUUUAUAAGGUCAGUGUGCAUUUGUUUUUUUGUUUUAGUCAUGACGCUUUCAAAUUUUAUUUUUUUUUCUUCCCAUAUGAGCAUUGUGGGAAGGAAUAUAAACAAACCAAUGUAGACAUUUGUUAGCUUUAGGUACUGUUCUCAGUGCCUGCCUUUUCAUCAUCUUCAUUUCUGCAAUAAUCCUGGACUUUGCUGAACUACGUAAUCUACCCUAUUCCUUUUGCUCCUCUUAAUCUCAACCUUCAUUUUUUUUUUUUUUUAAAUGGUCUGAUUUGGGUUUUUUCCCCUUCAAGUUAAUCUAAACAGUUGCAAAGACUUAGAUUUGUAGUAAGCACCAACAGGUCAGGUGCUGGAAGUCACAAGGAGGCAGGCACACUUCAGAAAGGCAUUGCCUCUGCCUGGAGACUUCGAGCUGUGGUGAUUAACCCCGGCUAUGAAGUCACUCCACUCACCAUUCUCUCCAGCUUGAACUUUGGAGAAGCCCUCGUCUCUGUGGUCCUCUAGAUUCUAAAGAUCUCCGCUCCUUUGGUCGCCCUGACCAAUUGCCAAGCACGCUUUGCUGCCCAGAGCAUUGUUCCCGUAACAGCAAGCACAAAUUGUCUGCACCACUUGGUUUUUGACUGAAGGGGAAGUACAGGAAUACGUGGAAUCUGAUUUCUGGUGUUGCUUAUAUUACCAAAAAUGACAGAAUAUUCUUGAUCAAAUGUCUAGAUAUAUUUUUAAUAUGUGGGGCAUGAGUUGUCAGUCCGUUUGCAAGUUUCCAUUACUAAUGUAGAAAUGUUAAGUGAUAAAACAUAUAAUUUGCUAAAAUAACCAGAUUUCAGAUUCACCUGUGUGCCCCCCCUUUCCAUAACACUUUUGAUAUUAGGCAAAUGGUUUCCUUUUUGAGAUAUUUUAACAGAAGAGAGGAGAGGGGGAAGAGCAAAUGAAGCUGUACUACCUAACCCUUUUUGUUUGUGUUUGUUUUAGGAUAUUGUGAGGUUGUGUAAAAUAGCACUAGCUUUCUACUUGAGAAAUACAGUUUCUGCUUAUCAUUUAUUCCUUCCCUGUAGCACUUGACAUUUUAAUUGUCUUAAACUUUUGAUGUACAUCCUCUGGCCCCUUACAUACUGCCAGAGGAGAAUGUGUUUGUUUGAGAUUCAUUCCACUUGCAGUGUCUCCUGGGAUCCCAGCAGCUUACAUAUGGCUGGGAAACGGAUUUGAGAAAAUGGGCUUGAAUUGGGUGAUAACCUGUGAGAUCCCAUCAUGAGUCAUUGGGAUUUGUGUUGCAUGUAAGGCAAUCUUUCCUGUUGUAAAUCUUCCUUUUUUAUGUACAUAUAUUUUGAGAAAUAUGAAUAAACAUGGAAUUUUAAAA
This is a messenger RNA of Microtus oregoni (creeping vole), 3368 nucleotides long. It is a transcript of the gene Hp1bp3, whose product is annotated as heterochromatin protein 1 binding protein 3. The record is from RefSeq and is a predicted model, not a curated record. The transcript has 13 exons. Lineage: Eukaryota; Metazoa; Chordata; Mammalia; Rodentia; Cricetidae. Bases 290 to 1969 code for a protein of 559 amino acids. Gene Ontology annotation, cellular component: chromosome; nucleosome; nucleus. Gene Ontology annotation, biological process: nucleosome assembly; heterochromatin organization. Gene Ontology annotation, molecular function: DNA binding; nucleosome binding.